AUGGCGUUGCCGUGGGUUGGGGUUGCCAAGCUGCCGGAACCUGGUAAAAUAGAGGAGACAUUUGCAGGCUCGUUCGGCCGCUGGAGCCAUGGUCUCCAGUGUUUGCUCGCGGUGGAGAAAGAGGCAUCGAAAAAGGAGACGAGGCAAGCGAGGGCAGAGAAGAGAGCAGCGGUUGCAGGCUUGCAGCGAUCAACAGUCCAAGGUUUGAUUUGGUUCCUGGAUCUGGAUAUGGGUUCUGUCCCCCAUUUUGUCGCCCGUUCCAACGGUCGUAAGCUGGAAACCCAUGAAGCCAUGGACCGGGACGUGUCUACUGCCUGA
This is a messenger RNA of Verticillium dahliae VdLs.17, 318 nucleotides long. RefSeq lists its product as uncharacterized. Bases 1 to 318 code for a protein of 105 amino acids. NCBI's taxonomy places the organism in Eukaryota, Fungi, Ascomycota, Sordariomycetes, Glomerellales, Plectosphaerellaceae. The transcript has a single exon. The record is from RefSeq and is a predicted model, not a curated record.